Molecule: messenger RNA, 446 nt
Organism: Drosophila kikkawai
Lineage: Eukaryota; Metazoa; Arthropoda; Insecta; Diptera; Drosophilidae
Source: RefSeq, a predicted model, not a curated record
UUCUUCGUCACUGGUUCGAUAUUCAGUCCGCAGAAGAAACGGCACGGCGAUCCGAAAGAUAAACAGAGGCACGGAAGACAGAGGAACUGAAGGCGGAAAACACAAGACAUAAGACAGAAAAUAACAAAAAUUGAAUUCUAUAUACGCGAGAUGUGUAUAUGAAGGCAGUUCCUGCUCUUAGACCGGUCGUCGCAAUAUCUUCGUCGUGUUCCAAAGUUCAGUGAACGAGAUUGGGAGAGCGAAUCGCCCAGGGAACAGGGGGGAGAGCGGGAAAAGAGUUUGUAGCCUAAUCCGAAUCCUGUCGAGGGAGGGAAGAAUCAGGAUCGCCUGGAAGAUCUGUUGUAAUGGUGCACAGGCGUUGGGUAUUCUCUGAGCGCGGCGAGGAUCCCAAUUUCAGGAAGGAGCACUACGAGUACACCCAAAGCCAGCACCGAUAGGACGGCGCA